Molecule: messenger RNA, 1536 nt
Organism: Trichoderma atroviride IMI 206040
Lineage: Eukaryota; Fungi; Ascomycota; Sordariomycetes; Hypocreales; Hypocreaceae
Source: RefSeq, a predicted model, not a curated record
AUGGCUGAUAACGCAGAGGCGGGCAGCGAUGCCCAGAUCACCUUCAGGGUCAAGACGUCACAGGAUGGCACGCACACCAUCACCAUGGCCGAGUCGGCCACCGUCCUCGACCUCAAGACGAAGCUGUCUACGGCCGAGUUCGAGAAUAUCCCCGUCGACCGCCAGCGCCUCAUCUACUCGGGCCGCGUCAUGAAGAACGACGAUACGCUGGCCACGUACAAGAUCAAGCCCAACAACACCAUCCACAUGGUCAAGAGCGCGGCCAGCAACCCCAGCCAGCCAGCUUCAUCGUCUACCCCGCCGCCAGCCGCUGUGCCAACCAACAUGGCCUCUGGUACCGCCAAUAACCCUCUUGCUGGCCUGACUGGAGCUAGAUACGCUGGCCACCAGAUCAACCUUCCUGGAAUGGACAUGUUUGGCCCAGACGGCGGCAUGGGACCCCCCAUGGACGAAGAGCGACUGCAGCGCAUGAUGUCCGACCCCAACGUGCAGCAGUCCAUGAACGAAGCGCUGAACAACCCGGAUUUUAUUAAUAUGCUCAUCGAUUCGAACCCCAUGCUUAGGAACAUUCCCAACGCUCGAGAGCUCAUUAAUUCUCCCUUCAUGCGACAGAUGAUGAGCAACCCGUCGAUGAUGUCGCAAGCUCUGCGGAUGCAGCGGAAUAUGGGUCGAUCCGAAUCCGCAUUCCCUGCUCCUGGAGCAACGGAUACGACCCCGGCUGAUGCGCCUGCGGCCGAUGGCACAGCUGGCCAGGGAAACAACCAGCAGCAGAACCCAUUUGCGAACCCUUUCAUGAUGCCAGGGCUUAUGGGCGGUGCAGGUGCAGGACAAACCCAGGGCGGAGCGGCGGCGGAGGCGAACCCCUUUGCGGCCUUGUUCCCACCACCGGCAGCCGGGGGAGCCAAUCCCUUUGCUCUGUCCCCGGAACAGUUCCAGCAGAUGAUGCAGGUGUUUGCCCCGCAAGCGGCCCCUUCACCACCAGACAACCGGCCGCCGGAAGAGCGCUACGCAGAGCAGCUCAGACAGCUAAACGACAUGGGAUUCUUCGAUUUCGAUCGAAAUGUUGCAGCGCUGAGACGCAGCGGAGGAAGCGUGCAAGGAGCUGUUGAGCAUCUGCUUGGCGGGGGCAACUAAGAGUGUUAUGGUCGGCAGAGGAAUCGAAUAUCCUGAAAUCAGGACAAAAGCGUGAAUAAUGGGCAUGUCAACAUAUUGAGUUAUGGUGACCACACACACGAUGAUGGCGCAAGCUUGUGGCGCCUUUGAGUGAGGAGAUUUAUGGACGACACAGGCUUCUUUUUCUUUUGUUUCCUCCCCGCAGGAGCCGGAUUUCAAGAGCUUGCGAGCAUGGCAAUCGGGCGCGAUUCAAACAGUGUAAUUGUUUUAUUUUCAGUGACGACAAUACAAAGUAUGCGCACAUGGAGAAUUGAUACGAUGGUGAUGGCGAUGAUGGCUGUGCAUGCUUUGAAUGGUGCUGGUGUUGUGGUAUUCAAUACAUGGUAGCUCAAACCUAUCGCGGUUUAUGCCGGUGCAGUGUAC